Messenger RNA from Botrytis porri, 912 nucleotides. RefSeq lists its product as uncharacterized. Gene Ontology annotation, cellular component: nucleus. The coding region runs from base 193 to 648 and encodes 151 amino acids. Gene Ontology annotation, biological process: intracellular copper ion homeostasis; intracellular iron ion homeostasis; positive regulation of transcription by RNA polymerase II. NCBI's taxonomy places the organism in Eukaryota, Fungi, Ascomycota, Leotiomycetes, Helotiales, Sclerotiniaceae. The transcript has 3 exons. The record is from RefSeq and is a predicted model, not a curated record. Gene Ontology annotation, molecular function: RNA polymerase II cis-regulatory region sequence-specific DNA binding; DNA-binding transcription factor activity, RNA polymerase II-specific; copper ion binding.
AGAUUUAUUAACUGGAUUGGCUGCACUUUGUUGUUCUUUCUAGUGACAAAUGAUACUUGAAUCUAUCUAUUCUCCGCAAAAGAUCUCAUUUAGCUCACGAACAUCGUCCAUGACUAUCAUCACUAUUAGCUCCCAAUCUAUACCUAUUAAAACACAACUCCCUAUCCUCGAACAUUACCGCACCCAAUCAACAUGCCCAUCAUCGACUCCAAAAAAUACUCCUGCGAAUCAUGUAUCCGCGGGCACAGAGCAACAACAUGUACGCAUGCCAAUCGACUACUGGUUUUAGUACGGAAGCCAGGACGUCCUAUGCAGAAUUGUGCGCAUGAAUUUAGAGGAUGUGUUUGUGGGAGAUUAGGGGGAGUGGGGGAUUGGGGCGUGGAUAGACCCAGAGAUAUGUUGAAGUCGACUGGCUGUGAUGUGAGAGGAAGUUUUAAUGUUAAUGGUAUUAUGGGAUCGGAAAUGUCUCGAGGAAAUGUCUCCAAGACGGAGAGCAAAAAGAAGGGGAGGAAAGUGAAGAAAGGUGGAAUAGGUGAUGCACAGAAGAACAAAGUCAAGAAAAGAGCCAAAUAUCCCACAACACCAUCACGAGAAGAACCUCAUCUCUAUCCCCGAAAUUCCCAGUGUCGGAUCAGCGAGUUGUGCUAGAGAACAGCAGCUAAACUGAACCGGAAUUUAUCCUCGACCCAACACACACAGAAAUAUUCAUCUCCAGCUCUAUAUCCAUACCCGCUGUAUCGAACUUCCUCCCUCCUAUCACAACACUGAUUCCUCGAGUACAGGAUCAUGCAUUGCUUGCUCCUCAGACGACGUAUAUCGAUCGUUUACCGAGCUGUAUCUUCUACAAUCAACAACAAAAUGAUCAGACCAAUGUUAAAACAUAUUUGUGAAGUCCAUUCUCGCAACAUCACC